UGUAGUCCAGGGCAGGGCUUACUUCUUGUCCGACUCACCGUGUAGCAAGAACUGAUAUUGAAGUUCACCAACGUGCAAAAAGUUUCAUAACGAAAUCUCGAAAAAGUGACAGAAGUAAAUAUCGCGAGAUCUAAGACUUCGCUUCCUAGACCGUGCCCAACCAGGAGUUGGCUAAGCUAACAACAUAGCAAACUCAGCCGCUUUCCCACUUUGUUCAGGGACGCUACGUUCGUAGUAAGCGGCUGCUUUUGUGGGGAAGGAACUUGGAAAUUAAUAUUUAUUUGUUCCUGAAGUGCUGUCAAGGUCCAGGAGAGCUAGCUAACGUCUUUAGUAACUGUUCGCUAACUGAUAAGAACUGCAUGCGAUUCAUUGAGAUACAGGUUGACGUUAGCUGAUGGAUAGAUAGCCUCUUCAGGUGACGACGAGAAGCGCGGUUAUUCGUUUUUAUUCAGCUUUACAGUCCUUGUGUGUAACUUGGCAGAAGCUACAGUCUCUGUAAGUGAAUUUUAAGUUAAAGAGUUGUAGGUUGGCGUUAGCUAGCUCCCAUGCUGCUGUAUUUUUCGGUUAGCCUUGGCUAACUGGGCUCUUUAGCUUGUUAUGCUCAUAUUUAAGCUCGGAAAUUGUAGGCCUCUUUCUUGACACUUGUUUCUUCUAAUUACGUGCGAGCGUGUUGCAUAGAGCAUUACGUCCAUUUUUGUGAACUGAGGUAACUAACUUAGAACAGCUAGCUAGCUAGCACACGAAUUAACUAAGUAGUUAGCUUGCAGGAGCACCUGUUAACUCGAGCCGUACAGCCAGUUAUUAUCAGCUUGGGCUGCCUCAGAUCAGCGAGAAAUCGCUGCUGCAUUCAGGAACAAUAGCAAAGACUUCGGUUUUGAAUUUUAACUCAUUUUACUGUGUUUAUGCUCUGAAUGUUCAGUGGCCUGAUGAGAAUUUAGUGAGCUCCAUGUCAGUGUCCAAUCACAGUCUCUGCUCGUCAAGGCUACUUUAUCUACUAAUUUGCAUGCCGGUUUAAAAAAAAAAAACUUCUUGUCCGGAUAGUUAAGUUGAACAUGGCCCCCAAAAAAAGACCAGGACCCAUAGUCAUAGGCGGCACUGGAGAAGCACAGACCACAGGCUCAAAUAUAGGUGCUGCAUCAGAAGCAAACCUAGAGGCUCUUCAGAAGAAACUAGAGGAACUUGACUUGGAUGAGCAGCAGAAGAAGCGUCUGGAGGCCUUCCUCACGCAGAAAGCCAAAGUAGGAGAGUUAAAGGACGAUGACUUUCAGCGCAUCUGUGAGCUAGGAGCAGGAAAUGGUGGUGUGGUUAAUAAAGUCUGCCACAAGCCCUCUGGACUGAUCAUGGCCAGAAAGCUGAUUCAUCUUGAGAUCAAGCCAGCAAUCAGGAACCAGAUCAUUAGAGAACUGCAAGUCCUGCAUGAGUGUAACUCUCCCUAUAUAGUGGGCUUUUAUGGAGCCUUCUACAGCGAUGGAGAAAUCAGUAUCUGUAUGGAGCACAUGGAUGGAGGCUCCUUGGAUCAGGUACUAAAAGAGGCUCGGAGAAUUCCAGAAGAAAUCCUGGGCAAAGUCAGUAUAGCUGUUUUAAGAGGUCUUGCUUACCUUCGAGAAAAGCACCAAAUCAUGCACAGAGAUGUCAAACCUUCAAACAUACUGGUGAAUUCACGAGGGGAGAUCAAGCUGUGUGAUUUUGGAGUGAGUGGCCAGCUCAUUGACUCCAUGGCUAACUCUUUUGUAGGCACAAGGUCAUAUAUGUCGCCGGAGAGACUGCAGGGCACUCAUUAUUCAGUGCAGUCGGAUGUGUGGAGUAUGGGGCUGUCUCUGGUGGAGCUGUCAAUUGGCCGCUACCCCAUCCCUCCCCCCGAUGCCAAGGAGCUGGAGGCCAUUUUCGGGCGGUCGACGAUGAACGUAGAGGAGGGAGGAACGCAGAGCACGUCACCACGACCUCGACCUCCAGGGAGACCUGUCAGCGGGCAUGGACCAGCCAUGGCUAUAUUUGAGUUGCUGGACUACAUAGUCAAUGAGCCUCCACCAAAACUGCCUCAUGGAGUCUUCACUUCAGACUUCCAGGACUUUGUGACCAAAUGUCUCAUCAAAAAUCCUGCAGAUAGGGCAGAUCUGAAGAUGCUGAUGAACCACACGUUUAUUAAGCGCUCAGAGGUGGAAGAGGUGGACUUUGCAGGCUGGUUGUGUAAAACUAUGGGCCUCAACCAACCCAGCACACCCACCCGGACAGCUGAAUAACUGAAUGAGAGAAACUCUUUCAAUUUCCCCCUAAAACACACACAUGCACAGAUUCAAUCUUUCUCUUUUCCUUCUCUCUCUUGUUUGUCACCCUGCCACAUUUUUGCACACAGUUCUCAUUUACAGAGUGAUCUGUAUAUGCGCC
Messenger RNA from Colossoma macropomum (tambaqui), 2385 nucleotides. RefSeq names its product mitogen-activated protein kinase kinase 2b (gene map2k2b). Bases 1053 to 2240 code for a protein of 395 amino acids. Gene Ontology annotation, biological process: protein phosphorylation. Gene Ontology annotation, molecular function: ATP binding; protein kinase activity. The record is from RefSeq and is a predicted model, not a curated record. NCBI's taxonomy places the organism in Eukaryota, Metazoa, Chordata, Actinopteri, Characiformes, Serrasalmidae. The transcript is spliced from 11 exons.